Linum tenue is the source of this 1476-nucleotide messenger RNA. NCBI's taxonomy places the organism in Eukaryota, Viridiplantae, Streptophyta, Magnoliopsida, Malpighiales, Linaceae. The record is from the annotation of a GenBank genome assembly.
CUUAUCCACACUCUUCUUCUUCUGGCUUUCUAAUCCUCUGUUUUUUCCUUUAUGUAAAGCACCCGUUGUACCACUAGCUUUCCACUAACCUCUCUUCUCAAAAAAUUUCCACUACUCCUUCAUCACUCUCUCGUUCACACUCUCCCAACUCAGGCAGCAAUGUCGAAGGAAGUGAGCGAGGAGCCGCAAGCCCACCACCAUGGCAAGGACUACGUCGACCCACCGCCAGCACCAUUGUUGGACUUCGCCGAGAUCAAGCUCUGGUCUUUCUACAGAGCUCUCAUAGCCGAGUUCAUCGCCACCCUCCUCUUCCUCUACGUCACCGUCGCCACCGUGAUUGGGCACAAGAAGCAGACCGACCCGUGUGGCGGAGUUGGGCUUUUGGGCAUCGCGUGGGCUUUCGGCGGCAUGAUCUUCAUCCUUGUCUACUGCACCGCCGGCAUCUCUGGUGGGCAUAUCAACCCAGCAGUGACAUUUGGGCUGUUCCUGGCGAGGAAAGUGUCCUUGAUUCGAGCUGUGUCUUACAUGGUGGCUCAGUGCUUGGGCGCAAUCUGCGGUGUUGGGCUGGUCAAGGCUUUCAUGAAGCAUCCUUACAACAGUCUCGGCGGUGGUGCGAACUCCAUCGCCCCUGGCUACAGCACUGGCACGGCUUUGGGGGCUGAGAUUAUUGGGACGUUUGUGCUUGUCUACACCGUCUUCUCCGCCACUGACCCUAAAAGAAGCGCCCGUGACUCUCACAUCCCUGUGUUGGCUCCUCUGCCUAUUGGGUUUGCAGUGUUCAUGGUUCACUUGGCGACCAUUCCUAUUACUGGAACUGGAAUCAACCCGGCUAGGAGCUUUGGCGCGGCUGUGAUCUUCAACAACGACAAGAUCUGGGAUGACCAUGUAAGUCUAUUGUCUAGCUAGCUUCCUUAAAAUUUCUACUCUGUUUUUGGGGUUUAGGGUUUGCUUACUGUGAUUUUGAUUUUUUUGUGGGGACAGUGGGUGUUCUGGGUCGGACCAUUUGUUGGAGCACUAGCAGCAGCAGCAUACCACCAGUAUAUUUUGAGGGCGGCGGCCAUUAAAGCUUUGGGAUCUUUCCGCAGCAACCCUACCAACUAGAAGGAAGCAACAACCCCCAGCCAAGCAGAGCUCCAUGAACAGAACUUCCCUCUCCUUUGUUAAUUAUGUUUGAAUUCCCCCCAUUUGUUUUGUCGUUGGUGUGUAUGUGAGAUAGUAAUUUUCCAUGGCCGAUGGUGAAUGAAGAUGAUUAUGUUAAUUAUUGAUGGUUUGAUGGAUGGAUGGAUGUAAUGAAAUGGGUUUGGAUGGAUGGACGAUCUUCUUUUGAAACUCUAUCUCACCACUUCUCUCUACACAUCAUAAUCUGGUUGGGCAUUUGAUUUCACCUUGGCUUUUGAAGAAAAUGACUAUUAACUUCGAGCAUGAAAUCCCUUAAACUGGAUCCAACGAACUCCCCGAGUAGAGUGGUAACUGUGG